This is a messenger RNA of Calypte anna (Anna's hummingbird), 2842 nucleotides long. It is a transcript of the gene CCDC170, whose product is annotated as coiled-coil domain containing 170. NCBI's taxonomy places the organism in Eukaryota, Metazoa, Chordata, Aves, Apodiformes, Trochilidae. The record is from RefSeq and is a predicted model, not a curated record. The transcript is spliced from 12 exons.
AUGAGUUUAGUGGGAGAUUGUAGCUGAGGUAUGGCAUUGUCUAGUUCUACACCUUCCCCAUAGGAAUCUCAUAAUCAUGGUCUUUUGGAUUUUCCUGUCACCAGAGAGCAAAUUAAUCACUAUCGAGCUGCAGCUGAAACUGCUCAAAGUGAACUUGCAGCACUUUCAGUGAAGUAUGAUUGUGCCAAGUCAGAGCUUCUUGAACUCAGGUCCAGAAUGGUCUCUAGAGAAGCCUCUUUUCAAGAUCUGAAGGCUGAAGCUGAAAGCUACAAGGAAGACAAUGCUAGACAGAUGUCUCGCCUCCUGUCUUUGCAAACCCGAAUUCAAGAGAUGGAGGAAGAGGCACGAGCACUUGCCACUUCUAAAAACCAGGCUGAGCUAACAGCUCAGGCAGCAUUCAAGGAAAACUGGGAGCUGAAGGAGGACCUUCAUGGGCAAAAUGCCAAACUUAAUAAAUAUUUGAAUGACUGUGAAGAAAGCAUGACUCAAGCUUCUAAAAUCAGCAGAAAGUAUGAAGAGCUCCUUACACAGCUCUCAGGAUUCCUGGACACAGACAUCAGAGAAAAAGAGAAACCACAGGAACAUUUAAUGUCAAAGGUCUCUGAAAUAUGUAAAGAAAAUCUGACACUAAAAGAGCAGGUUGCUGCUCUUCAAGACACAAUCACCACCCAUGAGAUGGAGUCCAAAGCUAAUAGAGAAACUAUCAUGAGGCUGGUUUCAGAAGUGACCAAGGAGCAAAAAAAGGCAGCAGGAUACUGUCAAGAAAUGGAAAAACUUAGUAAGGAUCUUGACAGUGCUAUAAUAGGAAGACAGAGUUUGGAGCUGGAGAUCAGAAACCUCCAAGAUAAAGUGACUGCUAACCAGAUGGCUUUGGAUACCUCAAAUCAGGAACUGCAGAAUCUGAAGAAAUCUUCCACUGAGUUGAAUGGAAGUUUGAAGAGCAGCAGAGAAGAGGCCAAGACUGCUCAGAGUUCUUUUGUGGCUUUUAAAGAGGAAAUUGCUACCCUACUUAGCAGUGGAUCUGCAAUAGUUAAACCUUCUGAGAAAGCUAUUCUUGAAAAGAUCCAAGAAUUAAGUUGCAAAGAGGAGAAUAAAGAAAUAAUGGUAUCCCAGCUUGAAAACCAAAUAUCUAGAUUGACUCAAGCUUUGGAAAAUCAGACCAGAUUGUACCAAGAAGCUUUGCAGAGGAGCAGGAAAGCUGAGAAAUGUUCUGAGACUUUGCAGGAUCGACUGAAACACUCGGAAGAGGAAUUACUCUCUGUAGUUCUGAUGCAAGAUGGUUUGAAGCUUGAGAAACAAAAAUACCUGAAAUUUCUGGAACAACUUAAUGAGAAGAUGAAGCUGGACAGCCUAGCAGCAGAGGUUGGAUUUGAUAUGAAUUUGGAUGUGAUUCUGGCUCGGGUAGAGCAGUUGAUUAAACUGGAAAGUGAUGCAGUGAUUGAAAACAAGACUAUGGCAUAUAGUCUCAGAAGGAAGUUGAAGACUCAGAAAGAAAAACUGGAAAGCAAAGAGCUGCACAUGAACCUUCUGCGGCAGAAAAUAACCCAGCUGGAAGAAGAGAAGCAAGUAAGGACUGCCUUGGCUGCAGAGAGGGAUGAGGCCAAUCUUACUGUCAGAAAGUUACAUAAGAUGAUAGAGAGGUUACAGAAGCAGCUUGAUCUGGCAAAAGAAACCAACACUAAUCUCAAAGCCAAGCUGUCUGAAACCAAUGAACUUAAGAUUAAAACUUUGGAGCAGAGCAAAACAAUAGAAGAACUCAACAAGUCUCAAGGUGAAUUGGAAAGAAUGAAAGAAAAGGCUGAGAAGCAACUUACCUCUGUCAAAUCAGAACUUCUUUUAAAGGAGCAUAAAGCAACUGAAGAGAAGGAAAAAACCAAAAAUAUGUUAGAAGCAGUUACCAGUGAGAUGAAGCUGCUUAAAACAACUCUUGCAGAAUUAACAAAAAGAGAACGACAGCUGGCAGAUUUUCGAGAGGUGGUCUCACGGAUGUUGGGUCUCGACAUUGCCAGCCUGGCUCUUCCUGACUAUGAAAUCAUUGCGCGUCUUGAAGGGUUGAUUCACUUUCAUCAGCACCACUUUUUCCCCUGUGUCUGCCCCAAAGAUGUGGCAGUGGCACCAGAGGAACGUUCAGAAAGAAAGAAACAGCUUCUUUACUGAAUACAUGUCUUGUAAGGAGACUGAAAAAAGUAAAAUAUUCUUUCCUGCUUUCCUACUUUCUAGACAUGCACAGAAAACAACUUUUUAUUUCUGUUCCCUCCUUUAGAGGUACUGACUUGGGCUGAUUUUUAUUAUUUUAGUUAAGGAGACUGUGAUGAAUGGAGAGAGUGAAACCUAGAGAAAGCAAACAGAAAAUCCCUGGACAAUAUGAAAAUGACAGACAGUAUGUGAACAAUAUUUAGCCCUCCUGUUUCACUGCAGAGGUGUUGAAGGCACAGACCCUUGAGGUCAGUUCACAGUUUUGGAAAGUACUUGCUAAUGAAUGUCAGCUUUAUCGACAUUCUUUUUGCUUUACCUUUGGGUCACAGGGAUGAAAUAAAGGAGGGGUUGUCUCACUGCUGUUCCCUUUGCAAAGUGGGACUUCUCUGUAUUUCUACUUCAAAGGAAUUCAGACAGUUAGCUGGAAGUUAGAGAACUAUCACAAUUUUGGAACAAGGGAUUUUUUUCUUCUGUUGUUUACUUUAGUUUGCUCUUGUGCCAAAACAAAAAUUUAUGCUUUUUCAGCAGAAACUCUUCAACGGGGUCCAGUCAUGUGCCUGGUGUACAUAUAUUUGAUAAAACUAUAUGUUGCCCUUGGUCAUGAUGCCUUGAAAAUUUUUUUUCUAGCUGCUGUGUACCUCGAGCA